This is a messenger RNA of Linum trigynum, 1863 nucleotides long. NCBI's taxonomy places the organism in Eukaryota, Viridiplantae, Streptophyta, Magnoliopsida, Malpighiales, Linaceae. The record is from the annotation of a GenBank genome assembly.
AUGGAUGCAACCUUGCUGUGUAAUGUUAUGGGUGCUAGCAGGGAUAUCACUCUUCGUUUGCGUCUUCUCCACUUGUGGUUGGCUAAGCCGCCAUCCAGUUCUGUUGUCUAUCAUCACUGUUGCCUGUGGGUCGAUCAGGCGGGUAUGCUUAUACAAGCUUUAGCUGAUCCUGCAAUGGCAAGUGAUAUUAAGCAGCAGCUUGGUGUUGGUUUCAUUUACAUAAUCAAAGGUGGGGAUCAUCGUAUUCUCUCAGAUGUCAUUGGCCGUCUUCAUUCUAUCAGUGGAAUUGAUCACAAGCUUACCACUAAUGGAUCCACACCAAAACAAGUCCUGCUGCUCGAAAAUGGAGAGCAUCGAAGGGUCUCCAUAACUCUGUGGAAUGAGCUCGCUGGCCUCCUGGACCGCACUGCUUUGAUUCAGGCAGACUCUAUUGAGCCAGUGAUCAUUGCAGUUGGAGGACUUAUGGUUGGCCGGGUGAUAGAGGGUGUAUACACCUGUUCCAGUUCUUCAGGGACUCGCAUAUCAGUGAACCCUCGCAUACCAGAGGCAUACCAUCUGACAGCUUUGUUUGCUGGAACAAGGGAUCCCGUUGCUGAUUUGGCCAUUCAGUUUGGCACACCGGAAGCUGCUGUUGCUGAUGGCGACAAUAGGGCCAAGACAAUUGAUGAGUUGGUCACCCUGUAUCGUAAUGGUGGUUCUGUGGAUGCAAAGUAUUUCUGUAGUGGUAUAAUCAAGUCGGUUGAGUCUAGGAGUCCAUGGUAUAAAAUCCAGCUCAUACUGAGAGAUUUGACUGGUGAAGCCCCUUUCAUUGUUUUUGGUUCAUGUGGCAACAACUUAGUCUUCACCUCUGCUCAGCUGUUGGCCCAGAGAUACCCGCACAGGCCUGGCGAGCUGCCUCCAGAAUUGAGUGCAUUAUUUGGUCAGUUUGCAAAGUUCGAAGUUAAGUUGCCAAUGGUGGGUUUCAAUGGCAUGUCAACUGGACAGUUCAGGGUCCUUUGUGUGGUUCCUCAACAAGCUAAUGCAAUACAAGCACCUGUUCCCCAUGUAAUACCAGCACAUGUUCCCCUUGCAAUUAUGGACAGUGUUGCCACUCCUUUGGCUUCUUUGCCAUCUCAGAACAAUGAUAAUCAGCUCGCCUGUUCAGCAUCACCAAUGUUGAUGUCUUUGCCUGCACCUAUGCCAGGAUCAGUACCAUCAAGUUCUUCAAAGGGCAAAGAAAAGGUCUCAGGUUCAUUGUCGAAUGAAAAUUUCAGCCCUACUUUCCAAAUUGGCCAUCAGGCUCCAAAGCUUCUUAGUCAAGUAAGGGGACCAUUGUUGAUCAAUGAGAAAGUCAAUGGUCCUGAGAGUCAGCCUCUUUCCGAGAAUGUUACUGAGAAAGUCUUCAAUGCAGCAAUCAAUGAUGGUCAACCACAUAAAGGUCCUGCUGGGAUAUCUGAUUCAACUGGUGAAAAGUCAAUCAUUGCUGAUCAAGUUUGCCAAGUGCAACCAGUACCUGUUGGCAUUAUUAAUGUGUCAAAGAUGCCAGUGACUCCCUCACCACCAGUACCAAAGGUUGUUCAGGGAUCAGAGGAUCAUUCUGGUCAUGAAUCAUUAAGUGCACAGGGUUCUGCUGUUGAGAAGUUAGAGACGCCUCAGAGUAAGGUUGCUGCUGUGGAAUCAUCGACCCCACCAUUUACUUCCCCUUCUGCUUCUUUGCUGGUAUCUCCAUUGGCCAAGGUGAAAGUCGAGAAGUUGGAUGCUUCAGAAGCAAAGCAAGCCACUGGUGUUGCAAAUGCUUCUGUUCCAUUUACAAUUGGGGGCUCGAAGUCAGCUGAGGGUUCUGUUAAGCGUCCUUCUGCAAAGCGUCGUCUUUAUGAGGCCUAA